Messenger RNA from Parastagonospora nodorum SN15, 741 nucleotides. RefSeq lists its product as hypothetical. The transcript has 3 exons. The record is from RefSeq and is a predicted model, not a curated record. NCBI's taxonomy places the organism in Eukaryota, Fungi, Ascomycota, Dothideomycetes, Pleosporales, Phaeosphaeriaceae. The coding region runs from base 1 to 741 and encodes 246 amino acids.
AUGGCAAGGCGACGUGUUCAGUCGCCGAAGCAGUCUGGCAGACCAAAUCGGCGUGAACCAGCUGAAGAGGCAGAGGCCAAUUCUGACGAAGAAGCUGCUAACACGGAAAGCCAGAAGAUUCUCGCACUGGCAUCACUCCUCAAGAAGCCCAAGACCGACGACAAAGACCUGCAGCAGUUCCGCGCGAAGGUUGCCGCCGAUCGUGAGCGGUUGAAGGCGCAUCUCGACCAGCGAGUACACCAGGCUGAGGAAUCGGAGACACGCCGUCGCGACGAGAUCACGUCUACCAUUCUGAAUGCUCUCACAACCCUGAAUCGAGACUUGAAAGGCGAGGCACCUACCUUCGCUGGCACCAAAAUCACGGAGAAUGCGGUCUACAUGCCGGUGAUCGACGUUCUCUCAUCCUCCGAAGCUCUCCUUGAGGAAUACGAGCGGCUCGACAAGAUGAUCAUGGACAUGCGGGACGAGCAAGAGGAGCCAGUCCCAGAGGCGUGGCACCAAGACAUACAGGAUGCGGAGAAGAAGUUGCAGAUGGGAGCUCGGGUUGCACUGAGGAAUGUCAAGAAGGUGCUGGGUGCUGAUGUUGAGAAUGAUGAAGGGGCUACAGCUGAAGAUGGAGAUGCGGCGAUGCAGGAUAAUGAAGGCGAGCUGGAGCUGAACUACGAGCUGGAGAAGAGUCUACGCUAUGCAGAGAGGGGUGUCAGGAGGAUGGUCAAAGGACUCCCGGGCGUUGAUGCUUAG